CCAGCCUCGCGUCCUUUAUGAAUGGAAUAGCAUUAGCUUUGGAGCAAUGGUAACUGUGAUUUCUCUGUUUGAGGUUUGUGCCAGGUUUGGAAAACAGUUGUAGCUGUUGUUAGACGGCAACGAGGGUUUAUGCCAGAGCUGGAGAACUGUUGUCGGAGCUGGUGCUAGACCCGCCCUGAGUGAGCUGUAAACAGUCCGCCAUUGUUUCGACGCCGGAGAAUGGCUCCCAAGCGAUUGAGGUGCUCUGUUGUUGGCUGUAAGAAUGAACAUGGCUGUCGUCACUUAGUCCCAACAUCUGAGCCGCUGAAGACGCAGUGGAUUUCAUUUGUUUUUGAAGGGGAUGCGCCCCCUGAUCUACCUAAAUGCGUCUAUGUCUGCUCGAAUCAUUUUACACAAGACUGCUUUGUAAAUGAGGGUCAGUACAAAGCAGGUUUUGCUACAAAAUUGAUCCUGAGGGAUGGCUCGGUACCAACUGUUCGUGAUCCAGCUUCACCUUCAGCAGAAUCAAGCUCGUCUGAAGAAUGGGCCAAGGUGCAUCAUGUGGCCUGCCAGACGGACAUGACACAACUCUGCACCGUUGGCACCCAGUUGUCAAUAAAAACUCUACGCCCUCACUACAAAAGCACAGGCACACAGACAGCUAUGUCAUGCCCUGAUAUUGGUGUUGGCUUCUCACAACCACUGCUGUCAUCAACAUCAAAAAAGAGGCCGAAUAAGAGAUCUCGUUUGAAGCUGGUGGAGGAAGAGGAGGACCCGUUUGGAGGCAGCUCAAGUCUGAUCACCAAAGAGCCGAUAGAUUCUACAUAUGAUCCUGUAGACUCUGUCACAGCUUUGACUAAGCCAACAGAUGUGACGAUGCAAUCUUCCAAGCCGGCUCAUAAGAAUGCAACAUACAUUGUUUAUGAAAGCUGCCUACUGGAGCUCUUUGAGCAGUGCCCUGAGUGUUACCGUGUUUCCGAUGUGCGGACGAGAAGGGUUGGCACGUUCCUCUCUGUAGAACAACGGUGCCCAGACUGUGAUUUCUCUAGAAAAUGGAAUAGUCAGCCAAUUCUUGGAAGCACUGCUGCAGGAAACCUUCAGCUUUCUGUUGCACUGUAUGCCUCUGGUGCCUCUUUCUUCAAACUUAAAAAGAUCUUCCGGGCAAUGCAGCUGAAAAUGAUAAACUAUGAGACCUUUCGAAAACAUGCCCGAAGUUACAUAGAGCCUGCAAUUGUUCAUAGCUGGAAGACCGCACAGGAUGGCAUGUUACAGCAGCUCUGUCAACAGCAGAACAUUGUCCUAGGAGGUGACUUGAGGGUUAACUUACCAGGUCAUUCUGCCAAGUUUGGCAGUUACUCUGUGAUGGACCUAAGGACAAGCACUAUUAUUGAUCUGCAGCUACUUCAGAGUAAUGAAGAUGGAGGGAGCAACUAUAUGGAGAAAGAGGGUCUGAAGAGGAGCCUUGAUGUCUUGAGGGCACACGGUGUGAUUUUCGACAGUAUUGUCACAGACCGACACCCUCAAGUACAGAAAUUCCUGCGGGAGACUAACAUCACACAGUACUACGAUGUGUGGCACAUAGAAAAAGGACUGUCCAAGAAACUGCUGAAGAUUUCACAGAGCAAAGAAUGUGAGAAACUGCGGAAGUGGCUUCGCAGUAUAAAAAACCAUAUAUAUUGGACAGCAGCUUCUUCUUCCUCGGGGCAAGAGCGAGUAGCAAAGUGGACUUCAAUACUUAAUCAUGUCCAAGACAUACACACACAUGAAGAUCCUGUUUUCCCACGGUGUUUGCAUCCGCAACACACUUCAAGGGACAAGAGCAAAUGGUUGAGAGCUGGGACACCUGUAUUCUGUAGAUUAGAGAAGGUGCUCACAAACAAGAGGAUUCUGAAGGAUGUUGAGAAGCUGAGCCCUCACCAUCAGACCUCGUCACUGGAGGCGUUUCACAGCGUAAUUCGGCGUUUUGCGCCCAAGAACAUUGUCUUUGCUUUUCUUGGAAUGUUAUGCAGACUCUACCUGGCAGCCCUACAUUUUAAUGAGAAUGCUGGGCGUCCCCAAGCCACGACAGCAGCUGGUGAGCCACUAUAUAAGAUCAAUCUUCCAAAGAGCAAGAAAGGACAAUGCACUGCAAAGCCAGUGAAAGCAGAUUCAACUUUUCACUACGUGGACAACCUGAUGGACCUCAUCUUUGAGAAAGUUGUUAUGGACCCAGCCCCAUAUGUGGAUGAGGUCCUGAAGAUCUCCACACCUGAGGAUCUCACAUCCCAGUUUGAGAAACCAGACAAACUGGAAGUGAUAGCCAGCUACGUGUCUAGGUUCAAUCAAGGGCAGGUCUGAAGCCUACAUACCUUCCCUGAGCAUCAGGGAACUCUGCCCUUAUUCCUUGCACCACCCAAACAAGUUUAUUUUUUUUAAAAGAAUGUAAUUUAGUAUAAUUAUUACAUUUAUUUUUGUAUUCAGUUUUGCUGUGCCUGCUGUUCUAUAGAAAAACUGCUUAAAAACCUCUGUGGUAUUCAGUACAACAAUCAUUCAGACAA
Sinocyclocheilus rhinocerous is the source of this 2516-nucleotide messenger RNA. RefSeq lists its product as uncharacterized. The transcript has 14 exons. Lineage: Eukaryota; Metazoa; Chordata; Actinopteri; Cypriniformes; Cyprinidae. The record is from RefSeq and is a predicted model, not a curated record. The coding region runs from base 220 to 2316 and encodes 698 amino acids.